Paramecium sonneborni is the source of this 136-nucleotide messenger RNA. Lineage: Eukaryota; Ciliophora; Oligohymenophorea; Peniculida; Parameciidae. The record is from the annotation of a GenBank genome assembly.
AUGACUUCUAGAAAUUAUGAUUGGACAGGUAUUUCUUCAAUUAAUAAAAAUAGAUUGGUUAUCUAAUUUGUUUAUGGGAGGUAUGUAAUUCUAAACAAAACAUCAUUUAUUUCCUUAAAUUCCUUUUUAUGGAUGA